Messenger RNA from Rhincodon typus (whale shark), 5133 nucleotides. Its product is annotated as vitellogenin-like. Gene Ontology annotation, biological process: lipid transport. The transcript is spliced from 35 exons. Lineage: Eukaryota; Metazoa; Chordata; Chondrichthyes; Orectolobiformes; Rhincodontidae. The record is from RefSeq and is a predicted model, not a curated record. Gene Ontology annotation, molecular function: lipid carrier activity. Bases 1 to 5133 code for a protein of 1710 amino acids.
AUGAAGGCAAUCAUCUUCUUGUUGGCUCUCGCCUUUGCGGGGAGUGAACAUGUCAACAGAUAUAGUCCCAGCUUCUCUGAAAACAAGUUGCACAUUUACAAAUACGAUGGCGUGAUUCUGACUGGACUACCGGAGAAAGGCUUGAACAGAGCUGGCAUUAGAAUAAGCAGCAGAGUGAAAAUCAGGGGACUAGGGACAAAUCAGUACCUUCUUCAGCUCGACAGCCCUCAGCUUCAACAGCUGAAUGGAAUUUGGCCCAAAGACCCGUUUUCCUCUCUCCGUCAGCUGACGGCCAAACUGACUCCACACCUGACCACACCUGUAAAGUUUGAGUACAACAAUGGCCGAGUGGGAAAUAUCUUCGCUCCUGAAAGCCUACCCGAAGAUCUCUUGAACAUCCACAAAGGAAUCAUGAACAUGUUGCAGAUCACAAUGAAAAAAUCCCAAAACUUCUACGAUUUGCAAGAGGCUGGGAUUGAAGGAAUCUGCCAUGCAAGAUAUGUAGUUCAAGAGGAAAGGAGAAAGGAGCGUUUGAUUAUUUCAAAAGCAAAGGACCUCACCAACUGUCAAGAGAGGAUUUUAAAACAAACUGGAACAAUUUAUACCCAACUCUGCCCUUCCUGUCAGCAGAGAGGCAAGAAUAUCCGUGCAGUUGCUGCUACCACCAUUGUCCUGAAACCUACAGCUCUGGGUGCAAUUAUUCAGGAAGCCAGGGUACGAGAGCUUCAUCAAUUUACACCAUUCCAUGAACUUGAUGGGACUGUCCAAUUGGAGGCCAGACAAAGCCUUAUCUUGGAGAAGAUCACAUCUCAACAGACGGAACAAACACCAGAAAUGUCAAAACGUGGAAGCUUACAUUAUCGCAGUGUGAACACCGUUCUCCAGCAACCAUUCCAGCUGCUUAAGGACCAGAAUCUGGUAAAACAGGUGACAAAUAUCUUGAAUCACAUGGCUCAGCACAAUGUGCAGGAAGUUCAAAUUGAUGCACCAAAUCGACUCAUGCAACUUGUCCAGUUACUACGCAUAGCUCCUUACCGCGCCUUCGGACAGGUCUGGGAAUCAAUUCGCUCACACGCUGAAGAAAGGCACUGGUUCCUCGAGGCACUUCCUGCUGUCGGAAGAAUUGAAUCUCUGAAAUUCCUAAAGAGCCAAAUUCAAGAAUCAGAGAACGUCAAAGCUGAAAUACUUCAGAUUCUCAUUCUCACUAUGCACCAAAUCAAAACUGAUCGAGAUGUUCUAAUUUUAACGAAGGAAAUCCUUCAGCUUCCACAAAUUAACCGGCACCGUCUUUCCCGCAAGCUUGUACUCCUUGCCUAUGGUUCCAUGGUUUUCAGGCAAUGUGCAGAGAAAUCAACUUGCCCCGAUGAUUUAUUGAAACCUAUCCAUGACUUACUCAUUGAUGCCAGCAAUCGACCCCUUGAUGAGGACAUUGUCCUUGGCCUCAAGGCGAUUGGCAAUGCAGGGCAGCCAGCAAGCAUCAAGAACAUCAUGAAGCUAUUACCUGGGUUCGGCACAGCAGCUACCAAUCUACCACUGAAAGUCCGAGUUGAUGCUAUCCUGGCCCUGCGCAACAUUGCAAGGAAGGACCCACGCAUUGUGCAACGUAUCGCUGUCCAGAUAUUCCAAAAUCAGAAGCAUCAUCCUGAAGAAAGAAUCAUGGCUUGUGCGGUACUCUUCGCCACCAAACCACCUUUGACUUUAGUAUCCAUUGUGGCUAAGUCACUGCUAAGCGAGACCAGUUUGCAGGUGGCAAGUUUUACCUACUCACACAUCAGAGCUCUGUCCAGAAGUUCCCUUCCAUCCAUCAAUUCACUGGCUUCUGCCUGCAAUCUAGCUUUGAAAAUAUUAAGUCCCAAACUUGAUCAACUUGGUCACCAGUUCAGCAAGGUUUACCGUGCUGACACAUUUAUGUACCAAAUGAUGGCAGGAGCAUCUGCUAAGGUUCUUAUGGUUAGGACUUCCGGCAGUGUCAUUCCUACAGCACUCUUGGCCAAAGUCAGAGGUCAUGCCCUCGGAGUCUCAUCAGAUCUAAUAGAGAUUGGCUUACGGGCAGAAGGUCUCCAGGAGAUCCUGAUGACCCGUCCUGCACCUGACCUCAGGAAAACUGACAGCAGAAAUAUUCGUCGCAUCUUAAGCAAGUUCAUAAACUGGAAAGAAUUACCAGAAGAGAAACCUCUGGCUUCAGCAUACUUGAAACUGUUCGGUCAAGAAUUAGCUUUCGUACAGCUCCGAAAGGAUGACAUUGAUGGACUUCAACAGAGUACCUCUGAUCAAGUGAACAAGUAUGUACAACAACUUAGAGGCGGGGUCAGCUUCAGACCAUCCAAAGCAUUGGUAGCUGCUGAGAUGCGACAUGUGGUACCAACAGCAAUCGGACUGCCAAUGGAACUGGGCAUCACUUUAGCUGCUGUAGCAAUGUCCAAAAUUAAUGUCAAAUCUGAAUCUGCAAUCACUAACAUUCGUCAGCUGCUCUCUUCCAGAAUUCAACUGAAUGCAAACCUCAACCCAAGUGUGUCUGUACAAACCAGAGUAUUCAUGGGAAUAAAUAUGCCUCAGAUCCAAUCAGGUGUGGAGCUCCUGGCAAAUGUCCGUUCAAUUAUUCCCGUAGCCAUUACUGCAAAGUUAAACUUAAAGGAUGGAAAUUUCAGGAUUGACAGUUCACCAGCUGAAAGGGAGAACAAGAUUCUAUCUAUGAUUUCUCAGGUUUAUGCUGUUUCAAGAAACAUUGAGAGCAAUGAGAAAAUUACUCCAAUUUUACCUGUGACACCAGUAAAUCGCAUGUCAAGACAACAGUUUAGAUCCUCAGCUUCCGUAUCUCGAUCAGCAAGCAACAGAGUUGUGUCACAUCUUUCUCCAGAAACGCUGUCUGACCAAGUCCCACGCUCUGAAGAGGAGCAGAGGUCACGUCUUCCAAAUCGUGCAUCCUAUCGCACAUGUGCAGAAGCAACCAAACUUGGCCUCAAAGCUUGUGUGGCUGCACGAAUGGAAAAUGCCCUUUCCAUCAGACAUAGCCCAUUGUACCGGUUGAUUGGAGAACACAGUUUGAAUGUAUCAAUUGCACCAGCUGAUUCAGCACCAGAUAUUGAAAAGAUAGUGUUGGAGAUACAAGCAGGAUCCAAAGCAUCUUCAAAAAUAAUUCGGCUUUCCGACAAACAGUCACUACCAAGAAGUGUUCCCGACAGUAAUCAACAGCUAACACUAAUGCAACAGAGAGAUCAGAAAAGAGGAAACAACACUACUUGGACUUCAAGUUCCAGAAGCACUUCCUCUUCAAGCUCAUCAUUAAGUCGUAUGACCAGUAGCCUUCAACGCUCACAUUCUGAGCCAGUCAGAAUUCCUGGAAGAAAGUCUGCUAUGAGGAUCAGCACUAGCAGUACUAGCAGCAGUACUAGCAGCAGCAGUAAGAUGAUCAGUAGGAGGACCAGCAGAAGGAUCAGCAAGACAAUCAUUAAGAGGGACAGCAGGAGGAUCAGCAGGAGAAUCAGCAGGAGGUCCAGUAGGGCCAACUCUCAAAUUCAGCCACUGAGUGAACAAAUCCUGGACCUUGCAUUCAGACCAUUGCAAAACAGCAGGUACACAGUCACAAGUCAGAGGUCACUACGUGUUUCAACUUCAAAAUCUACCUCAAGUGCAAGCCUUAUUAUCAAGGAAAGACGUAGCUCAGGGUCAAGGCAAAGUCGUGCCAGUUAUGGUGCGUCUCUCCUCGGAUCAUCUGCACAGCGCUAUCUGAUUAGCAAGCUGGGCGCUCCUUUGCUAGUGGUUCUGCUUCGAUCUAGAAGGACCGAUGGCCGACAACAAGGCUACCAGCUCACAGGAUACGGGAGAAUGUCAUCUCGCCUGCCUCGAGUUCACUUGCGUGUGGUGGAACUGAACGAAUCAAGUAACUGGAGAAUCUGCGCUGACGCAGCAAUGCCCAGCUCCCACAAAGUGCUGACAUCAGCAAGGUGGGGUGAAAACUGUGAGAGAUACAGAGUUUCCGUUAGAGUAUCCAAUGGUCGUCUUGCAAGUCAUCCAGCAGUUAAGGUCAAAAUGCAAUGGGGAAAGAUUCCUAACGGUCUGAAAUACAACGCAAGAGUGGUUGGCGACUAUGUCCCAGGAUUGGCCUAUGCAUUAGGAUUCUCUCAGACCCAUCAACACAAUCCUUCUCGUCAGAUUACAGUAUUGGCGGCUCUAACCUCUCCACGAACAGUUGAUACAAUCAUCAGACUGCCCCGGAUGACAGCCUACUAUCAGGGUUUGCAGAUUCCCACAGCACUGCCCAUGCAUGCGAUAAGUGUACGAGUGCAGCAAAAAGGCUUCAGCAGCGUGACUGAAAUUCAGGACCUGCUUCUAGCAAUAAAUGAACGUGAAUGUAUUGCAGAAAAUGAUACUGUUAGGACCUUUGAUGAGGUAGAAUUGAGAAGUUCUCUACCCAAUAGAUGCUAUCAUGUCCUGACCCAGGAUUGUUCAGAAACUCCAAACUUCAUAUUAUUGAUGAGACGAGCUAAAACUAACGAGCGACUGAAAGAAAUAAAAUUGGUGCUGGCUAGGAAUAACACGAGCAUUGAAGCAAUCCCUACGCUACGUGGAAUAAAGUUGUUGGUCAAUGAAAUAGAGAGAGAUCCAGCCAAGCCAAUUGAAGAACUGCAUAUCGUAGCUAUUCGGCAGAGGGAUACUGGAAUUAUUUUAGAGGCACCAUCAAUCAAUAUUAACCAAUUAUAUUUUGAUGGAAUCAGAGUACAGAUUGUACUUGAUCAGAUGAUAAAGAAGACAUGUGGUAUUUGUGGAUGUAAUGAUGGUGAGAAAAAAAUGAUAAUGCCAAAUCACGAAGAAGUUUCAAAUGCUGAGCGCCUUUUUGAAUCAUGGACGUAUCCAGGACAGUCCUGCAACGAUGACUGCACAGUUAGAUCAGAAUUUGUGCAAUUAGGAAAAGUCAUUGAAUUUGAAGGGGUGGAAUCCAACUGUUACUCCGUUGAACCAGUUCAACGAUGCCUGGAAGGCUGUUCACCGCUUGAAACACGCUCUCAGAUUGUCAAUUUCCACUGUGUUCCAGCCAAUUUUACUAUACGUGAUCCUGUGAUCUUCAGUCGGAAGACUGCAGAUAUUCGUAGCUCAAUGGAUUCCCCUAGUAACUGUAUGUGCAGCUGUCUUUAA